AUGUAAAUCCUGGCCUGUUCGUUUACAUCAUUUGCUCUUCGUGGCUAUCUCUACACACUACCAAAAAAUAAAUAGGUAUUAGUGUAUUACUGCGUAUGUAGUUAGUUAGCGCGUAUGCACCAUGAUAUAUCGAUCUUUCAAUUCUCCUCCAACCAUCCCACCUUUUGCAUCCAUAUAAAUAUAUAGGCCUUAGCUUAUUCAGAAACUCACUCUAUCACCAAAAUCAAAUACACUUCAUUAAAUCAAGCAUCAUUUUACAUAAUUUAGUUACAAAUUAAUUUCAUCCACAAUAUGGCCACGAUCAAAACUAGUCUAGCUCUUUUAUUAUCAUCCUUGUUAUUGUUAUCAACAUUAGCAAACAUGUCCGAGGGUCGUGUCGAAAGAAAGGAUCUAGGGUUGGACCUAGGUGGUGGCAUAGGUGUUGGUGUAGGAAUAGGUGUUGGGCUAGGUGGAAGUGGCUCAGGCGCCGGUGCUGGCUCAGGUUCGGGUUCAGGUAGCUCAAGCUCGAGCUCGAGUUCAUCAUCCUCCUCUAGCAGUUCUGGUUCCCGUGGUGGGUCGGGAGCUGGCUCUGAGGCUGGAUCGUAUGCUGGUUCUCAUGCUGGUUCAGGAGCAGGUGGAGGUGAUGAUGAUGAUGGUAACUAUUAACUAAAAUAUUUUACAAGCUUGUAAGAAAAUAUGUUUUAUAAUUAUUUGUUGAUUUUUAAAUUUGUGAUUAUUGUUCAUGAUUUGUACGUUUGUAUUUGUUGUACUAUAAUUAUUAAGUGUUGUUUUUAUUUUUCGACUUAUGUAAGUGUGAUUUACUACUUGUAUAUGUAUUCUAAUGUUACUAGUCUUUGUCUGGUGCACAAGUUAACAAUGAAAUUAUAUAUGAAUAUAUUGUUUCUA
Messenger RNA from Chenopodium quinoa (quinoa), 885 nucleotides. RefSeq names its product GPI-anchored CFEM domain protein A. The transcript has a single exon. The record is from RefSeq and is a predicted model, not a curated record. Lineage: Eukaryota; Viridiplantae; Streptophyta; Magnoliopsida; Caryophyllales; Amaranthaceae. The coding region runs from base 292 to 645 and encodes 117 amino acids.